UGACGCGGCUGUCUCGGCUGACGCGACCGACUGUAGGGAGCGAGAUCGACGGAGAACGUCGCACGCUGACGCCGGUACUCAGGUAGGAGCAGCGCACUGCCAGCUGUUGGCGAGAAGUGCUCGGCGGGCAGGAGGAUCGACCUGGCGCUGACCCGAGAGCCGGCGCGUCUGCAGUGCCCGCGGCGUCGUGGCCCGCCGAGAGCGAGAGUGAGUGGAGGGGGGGGGGGCGCCACUGUGCACCUUCACUUUUCAUUCAGGGGUCCGCGGCUGCUCUCUCCGGCGCCUAUAAAAGCGCCGCCAGCCGCUGGCAAAGGCACGAGUCCCAUCACAACAGACGCAGACAUGAAGGGGCUGUGUGUGGCAGCGCUGGUCCUUGUGAUCAGCUCCGAGGCGCUGGGAGGGUAUAUCAGCAGCGGAGGCGGCGGCGGCUGGAGAGGUGGUGGCGGUGGAGGUUAUGGAGGGGGUGGUUUUGGCGGGGGCGGUUUCGGCGGGGGUGGUUACAGUAAGGGAGGUGGUGGCUUCGGAGGAGGUGGCUUCGGAGGAGGUGGCUACGGAGGCGGUGGACACGGAGGCGGCGGCGGCUUCGGAGGCGGCGGUGGUGGUGGCCCCACUAUCAUCAAGAUCAUCAAGCUGAGCGGAGGCGGCGGCGGCGGAGGAUACGGAGGCGGUGGUGGUUUCGGAGGGGGCGGCAAGGGAGGCUUCGGAGGUGGUAGCUUCGGAGGCGGAGGCUACGGAGGCGGCGGUGGCGGAUACGGAGGAGGCGGACACGGGGGUGGCGGCGGAUGGAGGGUCAGCAGCGGUGGCUGGUCCGGCGGCGGCGGCGGAUGGAACGGCGGCGGCGGCGGCGGUGGUUGGUGGUAAUGAGCUGCUUUAACGCGGCGCCGACGCGUCCCGAGAAGAGCCGAGCUCUGCCGAAGAGCUGCACGACACUCGCCGAAGCCGAGUCCCGUUAUCCACCCUGCGGCGACGAGACACGUCGGACGUCGUCUUGUACAUUGCGUAAAUCGUUUCCAAAUUCUGUACACUUUGUAUUCUGGCAUUAUAUGUUACAUUAAAAUUUUGUACCACCAUUUCUAAA
Messenger RNA from Schistocerca nitens (vagrant locust), 1078 nucleotides. Its product is annotated as acanthoscurrin-2-like. The coding region runs from base 343 to 861 and encodes 172 amino acids. The record is from RefSeq and is a predicted model, not a curated record. Lineage: Eukaryota; Metazoa; Arthropoda; Insecta; Orthoptera; Acrididae. The transcript has 4 exons.